This is a messenger RNA of Staurois parvus, 294 nucleotides long. The record is from the annotation of a GenBank genome assembly. Lineage: Eukaryota; Metazoa; Chordata; Amphibia; Anura; Ranidae.
GUUUUCAGUUUAUACUCUUAGGGCCAGUUCACACUACAAAAAUGUCCUCCGUAUGCAUUCCGGAUACGUUUUUGGCUACAUUUCACACAACACUCCGUUCCGUUGCAGUUGUGAUGCAGUUUGCUAUGUUCCAGUAUGGUUCUGUGCAGAAAAAAAUGCAACAUGUUCUACUUUUUUUUCUGCACCAGAAACUGACUGGAACUGACUACACUGGUGUGAACCAGGGCCAUUGGAAUACAUGGAAAACACUGUGCAUGCAUUUUUGAUGCAGAAAAAAACCUCACUGGACUGAAU